AUGGGAUCAGAAAACGAGGUACAGAAAUUGCUCAACAGUGCGUCUCAUUGCAGCAGCUCGAACGAGGCCAGACAGAUUCUUUCUCAGGCAAUUGAGAUUUGUCAAAAGAGCAGAAUUGACUCUAAUCUAUUUAGCAAAGUUCGACUAGCUAUGGGUGACUUACUCUUCAGUGAAGGUAAUACUCAAGGUGCUGUCGAUGAAUAUAGACAAGCAGCUGAGCUCGAUGAAGUUGACGGAAGGAUCGACAACCCAGAAGUGCAGCAGAAACUCAAUUCUAUUCUCAACAAUGUGUCAGAUCAUAUGCAGUCACAAGUGUCUAGAAACUCGAGCGCCACACAAAAUGACAGAGAUUUGAGCUCAAUGCUUUUAGGUCAGAUCACUGGUCAUGGAGGCUCCAGUUCUUCGAAGUUUGCUAUGUUAGGAUCCUUAUUAUCCUCGGCUGGUGGCUCAAAAGGCUCUGGUCAAGGUUCCCAAUACGGCUCUGGUUCUGGUGGCAAUUCUAGUGGUGGAUUUUAUAGCUUGAUCUCAUCUUUGACCAGCUCUGGUGCCAAAUCUCAACAGGUUAGUCAAUCUGGAGGCUUCAAUUUGAGCUCAUUGCUUUCCUCAGGAGGUAAUAGUAGUUCUGGACUAGGAUCUUUGGUGGGUAGUUUAAUGGGAAGCGGAGGCCAGGGAAACCAAAAUUACGGUCAGACUCAGGGAUAUGGCAACCAACAAGGUCAAAGCUAUGGAGGCCAAGGUCAUGGUUAUGGAAACCAAGGCAAUCAGGGCUAUCAAAAUCAGAACAGUCAAGGGUCUGGAAGUUACGGAAACCAAGGCAAUCAGGGCUAUCAGGACAGUCAAGGGUCUGGAAGUUAUGGAAACCAAGGCAAUCAGGGCUAUCAAAAUCAGAACAAUCAUGGGUCUGGAAAUUAUGGCUCUGGAAGCGAAGGUUACGGGCAGAAUAACGAAUAUGGCUCCAACCAAGGCCAAAAUCAAAGUCAGGGUAAUGGCUUAAUGGGUAUGGCUGAGAGUAUGCUUGGUGGAAACAAUAAUGGCAGCAAUCAAGGUCAGUCAAGUGGCAUGAGUCAGAUGAUGAAUAUGGCUCAGAGUUUCCUCAAGAAGCAUUAG
Molecule: messenger RNA, 1107 nt
Organism: Brettanomyces nanus
Lineage: Eukaryota; Fungi; Ascomycota; Pichiomycetes; Pichiales; Pichiaceae
Exons: 1
Coding region: 1-1107 (368 amino acids)
Molecular function (GO): protein binding
Source: RefSeq, a predicted model, not a curated record